CCGGUAUUACUGCUUUGGGAUGAUCUGGCUGCACACUGGGCAAAGGAUGUGCAAGCUUGUGCGGUGGAGCUGAAUGUAGUUCUGGUGCCUGUGCCUCCGGGCUGCACGAGUGUGUGCCAGCCCGCCGAUAUCAGCUGGAACAGGCCCCUGAAAGCUCGUCUACGGGGUCGUUGGUUGGAGAAUCUCCAAGCUCAACUCAGCGCUCCUCGCCUCCUUGGUGUUAAGUUCAAGCUUGCAGCUCCGAAGCGA
Phytophthora sojae is the source of this 249-nucleotide messenger RNA. RefSeq lists its product as hypothetical. The record is from RefSeq and is a predicted model, not a curated record. The annotation marks the transcript as partial. Lineage: Eukaryota; Oomycota; Peronosporomycetes; Peronosporales; Peronosporaceae. Gene Ontology annotation, molecular function: nucleic acid binding. The transcript has a single exon.